Prorocentrum cordatum is the source of this 4654-nucleotide messenger RNA. The record is from the annotation of a GenBank genome assembly. Lineage: Eukaryota; Dinophyceae; Prorocentrales; Prorocentraceae.
AAGCUGACGUUACUCGGGGGCAUCGUUUUGGCUCAAGCUAUUUUUGGUCACAACUGCAUACACAGACACUCGAUUGUCCCCAGCGGCAGGCCCUGCGGCGACGAUGACCCACAUGCCUUCCAUCAUGCGCGGACGCCACCGCGCAUUCCUUAUCCAUAACGUGCUGAAUUGUUAUGUGUGCGGCCAAGUAUUGUGGGAAGAUCGCGCCCAGCAAGGUGACAACGUCAGUGCGCAGGACAUGCAACUUUUCCAGGUUCUCCUUCUCUCGCGCCAGGAGGCCACCGAUAGUUGCAGCGCGUUCCGAUUCGCCAAGGCUGCCCCGUCUGCGUGCUAUCCAAGGGAUGGCGGAGCUUCUGACAGCCUCGCUGACACCGCCGCCGUGAGCGUCCGUGGCUUCGAUAACGACCAGGUCCAGCGCGCAGUGUCCUACUUGGGAGAUAACGCUUCGUUUGCGUACCUUGCGGCGGAUCUGGCCUUCGAUACGAACGCCGCGUACAGGCCGACGCACGCGGACGACGCGGACGCAGCAGACCAGGCCCGGUUCUGGAAUGAGUUCGAGGAUGUGGUGACGGCCCAACUUCUGAGGAGGAACGGGGCUCUCACUCAGGAUAUCAUGUCCGUGCAUCCGCUCUUCGCCGGGGACACAAUGGAGCAGUCCGCCCAGCGCGUCCGUGCGGACUUCCCCACGCAGUUUCCUACGGAGCAAAUUAUGAGCUACUUGGGCAGCAUGGCGCUCACAAUGGACCCGGAAAUCUUCGGCCAGGCCAGUUGCGCGAGCACGGUCGAGUUUGUGAACGGCCCAGUGGCUUUAGGGAGGAUGAUCGGCUGGGCGAUCGCAGAGGUGUCGCCCGCCGCCUUCGCUUGCAAGUGGUACGUCGGCCGCGCGCGGCCCGAGGAGGUUGCGUACAACCUCAGCCAGGGGGGGUUGAGCCAGGCCCCGGCCAACGUCAGGGCGAUGGUGGACGGCAUGGGCUUGACCGCGCGCGAGUCUUUCACCGCCUAUUCCGAAGGGUGCCCCGUGCACCCAUCUUGGCCGGCUAUGCAUUCGGCGGCCUCCUCUCUGUCGACUUGGCUUGACGUCGUGGCCCUCCUGACCCCAGCGCAGCGCAAUGAGGUGCGACUCCUGGAUUACUCUGUUGCUUACUUCCGCACGUUCGCAGGCGUUCACUACGAUUCUGACAACCGUGCCGGCCUGGCACUCGGCCAGAAGAUCGUGAGGGAGAAGUUGCCGGACUACCUCUCGGAGAAGUACGGCUGCGACGCCGCCAGCAAGGCCGCAAUCAGGUCGCACGUGCAGAGCAAGAUCGCGUCGCUGGAGGUUCUGGAUUGGGCAACUUGGACGCCUGAUCAUUGGAUUCGCCCUUCCGCGUACUACUCCUCACUCCGACGCCGACAAGCGGAUCGCGUGCUGCCCAAGAGCCAGAGCGGAGCAUCCCUGUCUUCCACAGAUACGACUGCGGCUAUCGUGAAGCCGUCUGUGGCGCUGUGGGCCGGAGGAUCCCACGGCAGCCCGCGAGCCGCCCAACGGAAGGCGCUGGCGGGCAACGACGGGUGCACCGAGUAUCGUUUUGGAAAAGCUGCUGAAGGCGCAUGUUACCCGCGGAGCGGUGGAGCCUCCGACAGCUUGAGGGAGACCACCGCCGUCAGCGUCCGCGGGUUUCACGGUAACGACCAGGUCCAGGCUGCUGUGUCCCACUUGGGCGCGAACGUUUCGUUUGCACAAGUCGCUGCCGACUUGGAUUUCGACACGAAUGUUGCACUCAAGCCGACGCACGCGGACGACGCAGACGCCGCCGACAAGAGUAGAUUUUGGGCGGAGUUCGAGGAGGUGGCGGCAGCCCAGCUUCUGAGGAUUCAAAACCGCAGAACAGAAGAAAUCAUGUCUGUGCAUCCACUCUUCGACGGGGAUACGAUGGAGCAGUCUGCCCAGCGCGUCCGAGCUGACUUCCCCCCGUUCUUUCCGACGGAGCAGGUCAUGGAUUAUUUGCAGAACAUGUCGCUGACGCUGGACCCCGACAUCUUCAACCAGCCCAGCUGCACAAGCCGUGUCGAGUUUGUUAACGGCCCGGUAGCUUUGGGAAGGAUUAUCGGUUGGGCGAUUGCCGAGGUGUCGCCCGCCUGCUUCGCUUGCAAGUGGGCCGUCGGUCGCGCGCGACCCGAGGAGGUCGCUUACGGAGUCAUCCAGGGCGAGCUUCCCGAUGCCCCCAUGCGGGUCAAGCAGAUGAUGGCCGACUUCGUGGCCGCCAAGCCUGUGAACAGCGCCGAAGACUUCACCGCGUACACCGAGGGCUGCCCUGUGCACCCGGCCUGGCCCGCCAUGCACUCCGCCGCCUCCAGCUUGUCCUCGUGGUUGGACGUCGUUGCCAUCCUCACCCCCGCGCAGCGCGAGGAGGUGCGGCUCCUGGACUUCUCUGUCGCGUUCUUCCGCACCUUCGCGGGCGUUCACUAUGCGGCGGAUAACCGCGCUGGCUUGGCGCUUGGGCGGAAAAUCGUGGAGUCGAAGUUGCCCGACUUCUUGGCCGAGACGUACGGCUGCGACGCGGCGUCCGCAUCCGCGAUCAGGGCGCGCGCCGCAGCCAAGAUCCAGUCAUUCAAUUCGGACACCCUGAGCGGGCACCCCUUCAGCUGGGCCACUUGGACACCCGAGAAGUGGAUCAGCCCAACGCAGUUCUUUGACGCAUCCGGCAGCGCCAUCGGUGACCCACACAUGCGGAACAUGUUUGGUCAGAGCUUUGACAUCGCACGGACUGGCGAGCACGUGCUCAUCAAUAUUCCACAAAAAUGUGGCCCAGAUGAGAUUCUUCUUCGCGUGGGUGCGGAGGUGCGAAGCGACCGACAUGCACAUUGCGCGACCGACAUGUACAUCAAGGCGCUCAACAUCACUGGUGCGUGGGCCAAUAAGCAGCAGACGAAUGGCUUCAGGUACUUGGCGAGCCAUCGUGAUCAGCGCCAGCCAUGGAGGUGGUUCGGCAAGGUUGAGCUGAAGGUGGCGUGGGGCCGCACGCGCGACGGGGAAGAUUACCUUAAUUUCUAUGUCCGCCACUUGAGCACUGUUGGUCACGCGGUCGGGGGUAUCCUCGGCAUCGACGAUCAUUCAGAGGCAUCAUCCCCGGACGAGAGGUGCAAACGCUCCCUCACGCUCGCAGAAUACGCGGAUUGAGUCGGAUGCUCGUGCUGCGCUUGCGAGCUAACACUAAGAGCUCGUGUAGACUCUGUAUGCCUCAUAAAUUGGUUGUAUGCCUGUGUGGAGUAGUGUCGUAUGAGGGCAUCAAGAGGGCCCCAAAGGGUUUUCGUGUAAGACGUUUUAUUUAAACAUUGAGCGUUUCGCUCGCUCCUGGGUUGAUACUUGUCCUUCCAAUCCUGCUUGUCUCCUACGGCGUGAUAUAGGCCACCCUACGCCGAUAGAAGAACUUGCUGAAUGUGGGUGCCGUCGUGGCCAGCUCUGCUAUGUCCAGGGCCCCAUUCUUUCAAUACCUCCACCCUACUCCCUCCUUUUCGCCCUCCUCUGGCUAAUUCAUACAGCGCUGCUGGGGGGUCACCCAGGUGCUGUAUGUCUUUGAGCUUCGCCGAGCAUAGGAUUUCUUCAUUAUCAUAUCUUCUCUCCUCCUUGUCGCUUCAGGCUCAGUGAAGCUGUCUUCCUCUAAAAUCGGAGCUGGAUCAUCAUUGGCUCCUGGGUUGAUAUUUAUUAUUUCAAUCCCGCUUGUCUCCUACGGCGUGAUAUAGGCCACCCUACGCCGAUAGAAGAACUUGCUGAAUAUGGGUGCCGUCCAGACCAGCUCUGCUAGGUGGAAGGCCCCAUUCUUCCAAUAGCUCCACCCUGCUCCCUCCUUUUCGCCCUCCUCAUCCUCCUUCUUCCUCUUCAUUUUGCCGUACAGCGGCUUGUCGAGUUGCGCGUGUGCUCAUCCAGAAUCAGAGACCGUUAUCGGAGACACGGCCCGCGCUAUAGGCGCUACGCACGUCCAUCGUCGCUCGGUGGCGAUGCCAGGAAGCAGAGAGCGAGACCUCGCAUCACGGUUCUAGCCCACCCCUCUGAAAGCACCCGCUCCAGCUUUUGUGCCUUGCAUUUGGCAAGCGUGCACCAGGCCGGCCUGCAUGGAGUGUAGGUCUACCGGUCUGCAACACUUUCGCAUUUCCUGCCAAUAUGUUUUCAUGGAAUCCGUGAGCCAAUCAUGCUCAUGUCGAUUCCUUGCCGAUGCGCCGUUGCCUGGCGCCUGGCUUGACUGGGGGACCGGGCCCGGGGGUGUGGUGGCGGGUGCUUCGAGCUCGGGGAGGGAUCUGACAAACUCGCUGGCACGGCCAGCCAACAGGCGCCUUUCUGCCUGCCCUUCUGCUGGCUCGGCCAGCCUCCGUGCGCUAGUACCUGCCGCGUAAAGCCUGGUGCCCGCCGCUGCGGCCACUGGGUGUGAAGCGUCCCGUGCACUGUACCCACGGGAGAUGCGGGUGGCGUAUCGGUUUGGGCGUCCUUGCGGUCGCCUAUUCGAGCGGGAGGAUUGGCACGUCUUUGUUCAUCCUCUUGCCAUCCACCAUUCAUGAGCACGGUGCCAGUCUGUGACGCGCACCUCUGCUAGCUCGCUCGCUCCCCAAAAGAAGUUCCUGCGAGGUCCCCACGUCGUCGUCGUCACCGUCUGUGGUCCGUCGUCCGUCGUCGUCGAGA